Chenopodium quinoa (quinoa) is the source of this 1398-nucleotide messenger RNA. Its product is annotated as protein FAR1-RELATED SEQUENCE 5-like. The record is from RefSeq and is a predicted model, not a curated record. The transcript is spliced from 3 exons. Lineage: Eukaryota; Viridiplantae; Streptophyta; Magnoliopsida; Caryophyllales; Amaranthaceae. Gene Ontology annotation, biological process: regulation of DNA-templated transcription. Bases 1 to 1398 code for a protein of 465 amino acids. Gene Ontology annotation, molecular function: zinc ion binding.
AUGGUGUUUACUUCAUUUACAGGCGUUGACCAUCAUAAGAAUUGCAUUAAUUUUGCUGCUGGUUUCAUAGCAAAGGAAGAUAUCGUGUCAUUUGAAUGGUUGUUCAGAUCAUUCCUCAAGGCAAUGGGUGGGAAUGAACCUAAUUGUAUGAUCACAGAUCAGGAUCCAGCAAUGAAAAUUGCUAUUAAAAGUGUGUUUGAGAAGACUGAACAUCGGUUCUGUAUGUGGCACAUAAUGAAAAAGUUACCAGAUAAGGUGGAGAAAUCAAUCAUGCAAGAAGAAACUGGUUUCCUAAAAAAAUUAUGUGCAUGCGUUUGGCACCUUGAAAUUGAACCUGCUGAGUUUGAAGAAAGGUGGAACAAGGUGAUGAUUGAAUACCACUUGGAACAACAUGAAUGGUUAGGUUAUAUGUACAAUAUAAGAGACAAGUGGAUUCCGGCCUAUUUCAGAGAUGUGUUCCUUGGAAGAAUAAUGCGUACAACAUCAAGAUCCGAAAGUGAAAACAACUUUUUCUGCUCUUUUAUCAAUCCUCAUGUGUCACUUGUUGAGUUUUACUUGAGAUAUGAAGCUGCAAUUGAUGCCCAGAGACACACUCAAGGUCAAAAUGAUAAUGAUUCAAAGCACAAAUAUCCUGAGUGCAAAACACCACUAGGGAUAGAAAAGCAUGCCUCACAUUUAUAUACUAACUCUGUGUUUUAUGAAUUUCAAUACGAGAAAGAAAAUGAAUUGGAAGUUGCAACAGUAAGUGAAGGAAAUCGGACUAGAACAUUUGAUGUUGUGUUUAAUCCAACUAACUAUGACACAACAUGUUCUUGCAAGCUAUUUUAUAGGCAAGGAAUUCCAUGUAAACAUAUGAUUUGGGUUUGGAAAGCAAAAAGGUUUGAAACCAUUCCCAAGCAGUAUAUGCUACACAGGUGGACUACUAUGGCAUUAAAGAAACCUAUUUUUGACUUGGGAGGAAACCUGUUGGAGCAAUGUGCUAAUAUAAUAGACAAGAAAAAAUUGUUAAAUGAUUUAUGGUCAGAGAUACACACUUGUGUAAGUUUGGCAGAAGGAAAAGAUGAAGAUAUUCAAGACCUUGUGAUAAAUCUUCAAGGAAUAAGAAAGGAUUUGGAAGCAAAGAGGAUUGCAAGAAAUAAUGAAACAACAGCUGGAAGUGCAAAAAACAAAGAGCAAGACAUUGAGCUAUUGAUUGGAGCUAGUGUGCCAACUGAAAUAAUUGUCAAACCUCCAAAAGUUUCAAAGAAUAAAGGGACUGGAGUUCAUGUAUCAAAUGAAGAGACAUCAAAAAAGAAAGCGAGUGAGACUGAUGUGUCAAAUGUUGAAACAAGAGGUAGAAGUGCAAAAAGGCUUAAGGGAGAAAAAGAAAAGGCUUUUAAUGCUUUGCAAUAUUGUUGA